Linum tenue is the source of this 204-nucleotide messenger RNA. NCBI's taxonomy places the organism in Eukaryota, Viridiplantae, Streptophyta, Magnoliopsida, Malpighiales, Linaceae. The record is from the annotation of a GenBank genome assembly.
AUGAAUGAUAAAAGGGGUUAUUCAUAUUCCAGCAAGUUUCAACAAUACUAUUGUGACCAUUACAUAUGUAUGGGGGAAGAUGAUCUCUUUAGUCUUCCUCGAGCACUUGUGGAUUCAGAGACACAAGAUGAGGGACACCGUUUGCUGCUCAAACCGCAGCAGAAGAUGAUAUUCAAACUCUUUUUUCUUUUCUCUCUUCUAUGA